Molecule: messenger RNA, 4077 nt
Organism: Rattus rattus (black rat)
Lineage: Eukaryota; Metazoa; Chordata; Mammalia; Rodentia; Muridae
Gene: Neto2
Product: neuropilin and tolloid like 2
Exons: 9
Molecular function (GO): protein binding
Source: RefSeq, a predicted model, not a curated record
GGGAAAAACCUACUGUCACAGCUAACCAGAUUGAUGUUUGACAUGGUCUCUUAGUUACUGUUCUACUUCUUACAAGAGGCACCAUGACCAAGGCAGCUCACAGAAGGAAGCAUUUAAUUAGGACUUCCACGAGUCAGCCUGUGAUCCCCAUGGUGGGAGUAUGGCAGCAGACAGGUAGGCAUGGUGCUAGAGCAGUAGCUGAGGGAUGACAAUCUGACCCAAAAGCUCCAUGCUUGGAGAAAGCCAGACUGAGCCCGGUGUGGGUUUUGAAACCUUACAGCCCAUUUUCUGUGACACAACUCCUCCAACAAGGUCACACUUCCUAAUUCUUCCUAACCAGACUACCAACUGGAAAUCAAACAUGCAAAUGUGUGAGCCUGUGGAACCGUUCUCAUUCAAACCACAGCACAUGGUAUAUUCUAUUCCUUGACACUUUCAUUUCUCUUCCUAAGAGUUCCAGGUUUCUUCAAAUGGUUAAGAUUGUUACCCAACCUGUGAUAGUUUCCAAAUCUCAACACUUUUCUUUGUAAUAAUGCUCCUUUCUGGAAGGAAUGCUGCUUACUGAUUGCUACAGCCUCCAUGUGUCUUUAGGGGAGAAUUUUAUAGAUAAAUAAUCAAAUUCCUUCCCAAAGGGAGAAACAGUAAUAUAAUUAAUAACAUCAGAAAGCCGUGUUCCUAUCGUACCAUACUCAUCUACAUUCCAAUAGUUGACCAAAAACCUCUGGACUCAUUCCAGUACUAAUAAUGUUGGUCAUAAUCAUUCAGUAACCUCUGGUUAAAAUUCAAGUGGAUCCCAAAACCUUAGGCCCACAAUUGGACCUGUCUACAAGAUGUGCAGGGGUAAAGAUGUAGCAGAAAUUAAGGAAAUAGCCAACCAAGGACUAGACCAGCUUUAGACCCAUGCCAUGAGAGAGAACACACCCCUAACACUAUUGAUAUUGUCUGCUAUACUUGCAAACAGGUGCCUAGCAUAACUGUUAUCUGAAAAGCUUCACCCAGCAACUGAUGGGAACAGAUGCAGCAAACCACAGCCAAACAUUAGGCAGAGCUUAGGGAAUCCUGUGGAAGAAUAAGGAUGGAAGGAGCUAGAGAAAUCAAGGACACCAUAAGAAAACAUACAGAGUUAACUUACCUGCGCCCAUAGUGUUGCUAAUAACAGUGCUCGUAGUGGAAGGGAUUGCUGUGGCCCAAAAGACCCAAGAUGGACAAAAUAUUGGAAUCAAGCACGUUCCUGCAACCCAGUGUGGCAUUUGGGUUCGAACCAGCAACGGAGGUCAUUUUGCUUCCCCAAAUUAUCCUGACUCCUAUCCGCCAAACAAGGAGUGUAUCUAUAUUUUGGAAGCUGCUCCUCGUCAACGGAUAGAGCUGACCUUUGAUGAACGCUAUUAUAUAGAGCCAUCAUUUGAAUGCCGGUUUGAUCACUUGGAAGUUCGAGAUGGGCCAUUUGGCUUCUCUCCUCUUAUAGAUCGUUACUGUGGCAUGAAAAGCCCUGCAUUAAUUAGGUCAACAGGAAGAUUCAUGUGGAUUAAAUUUAGUUCUGAUGAAGAACUUGAAGGACUAGGAUUUCGAGCCAAAUACUCAUUCAUCCCAGAUCCAGACUUUACUUACCUUGGAGAUUGCCAGUUUGAGCUUUCGGGAGCUGAUGGAAUAGUGCGGUCUAGCCAAGUAGAACAAGAGGAAAAAACCAAGCCCGGCCAAGCGGUUGACUGCAUAUGGACAAUUAAAGCUACCCCGAAAGCUAAGAUUUAUUUGAGGUUCCUAGAUUAUCAAAUGGAACACUCGAAUGAAUGCAAAAGAAAUUUUGUGGCAGUCUAUGAUGGGAGCAGUGCUAUCGAAAAUCUGAAGGCCAAGUUCUGCAGCACCGUGGCUAACGACGUAAUGUUGAAAACGGGAGUGGGGGUGAUCCGGAUGUGGGCAGACGAAGGCAGUCGGCUGAGCAGGUUCAGGAUGCUCUUCACUUCCUUUGUGGAGCCUCCCUGUACAAGCAGCACUUUCUUUUGCCAUAGCAACAUGUGCAUCAACAAUUCAUUAGUCUGUAAUGGCGUUCAAAACUGUGCAUACCCUUGGGAUGAGAACCACUGUAAAGAAAAGAAAAAAGCCGGACUGUUUGAACAAAUCACGAAGACUCAUGGGACGAUCAUUGGUGUCACAUCAGGGAUCGUCCUGGUCCUUCUCAUUAUUUCUAUUUUAGUACAAGUGAAACAACCCCGGAAAAAGGUCAUGGCUUGCAAAACUGCAUUUAAUAAAACUGGGUUCCAGGAAGUAUUUGAUCCUCCUCAUUAUGAACUAUUUUCACUAAGAGAGAAAGAGAUUUCUGCAGAUCUGGCAGAUUUGUCAGAAGAACUUGACAACUACCAGAAGCUGCGACGCUCCUCCACGGCCUCUCGGUGCAUCCAUGACCACCACUGUGGGUCUCAAGCAUCCAGUGUCAAACAAAGCAGGACCAACCUCAGUUCCAUGGAACUUCCCUUCCGAAAUGAUUUUGCACAACCACAACCAAUGAAAACAUUUAAUAGCACCUUCAAAAAAAGCAGCUACACUUUCAAACAAGCCCAUGACUGCCCUGAACAGGCUCUAGAGGACAGAGUGAUGGAGGAGAUUCCCUGUGAAAUCUAUGUCAGAGGGCGAGAUGACUCUGCACAAGCGUCCAUAUCCAUCGACUUUUAGUUGUUGACUAAAGGCACUGUUAGGAUGUGUGUGUGCAGCCCACGCCAACACCCGUUGUGUCACCGCGUCCCAUCUUGUCCUAUCAAAGUUAGAAAGCCCUUCAUCAUUUAUCAUAAUGCUGACGAUUUGAUCUCAGGCAAUCUAUAUAUGUGAAACCAACUAAGAAACAAUGUAUUCGGUGGAAAGAAGUCAUCUGUUGCUGGUAUCUUACCGACAGACACCACCAGCCCAAUAGCAGUUGAGGAGCAAGUGGUCACGUUGAGUCAGGUGGAGCAGCAUGGUGGUGUUAACAUCGGGUACUGUCUGUGUUCACACAGCCCCAUCAACUUGAUCUCACAGUAAAUGUAAACAUUUUUCUUUAUAUUCCUUUUGUCCUCCUUUUUUCUGUUAUGCUUUAUUUGCCUAUAGUUUUACCAUUUCAGUUUCCUGUGAAAGGGGAUAAUAUGUCACUUAAUUCAGCAUGGGCAUGGUUUGCUCUAAAUGUGUAAAAUAUGGCUAGGACUGUCAUGAGUGACAGUUUAAGACACAGUCAUAUUUUAUUUCUUCCUGACUGAUUUCUACACUGUUGUCUUUAAUAACUGCACCUUUAGUUCUGCUUUUCUGUGGGAAGUAGUAGAUUACAUGAUUUAGCACCUUUAAAUCAUGUUUCAAAUUAGUUAUGCUACAAAAGUAAUAAUCCUGGGGUACAUUGUUACCAGAUACACAUGAGUGGAAAUUUGAGAAGGAUUAAAAACUUGUAGCAGCCUCUGAAGUUUUCCCCAUUGGGUCUCUUCAGUGACAGAAAUUCACCCCAGUGAUCAGGGUCCUGGGAUUCACUGGUGUGCAGACCUUUAACUGUGGCUCCACGCAGAGCCUCUCAGAUCUUGUUCCCUCUCAUCUGUCAAAGAUUUCUUUGUUCUCUUGGUAUUGGUUUGUCUUUGACACAUGGCCAUGGUUGGUGGAAGCUUAAAGAAAUUCUCCGAGAAACUGUGUGAGCCUUUACAUAGCUUCCGCUUGAGACAGUGCAUUUUUCUACCCAUUGUCAAGAAGAGCAACUUCAACUUUUUUUAAGCUGCACUUUUCACCUUAUGUUUUGUAAAGUAUAUAAAACAAUAAUUUAUAAACAUAUCAAAACUCAUUGUGUUUUUUAGACUUUUGAUAUUAUUUGAUAUUGUAUAAACUUUAUUAGAUCCAGAUUUAAGACAUAAAAGACAAAUUUCUUUAAGUGCUCACAGUAGUGACUUUGUGUAGAAGUAUACUGUGUUGGGACUGUACUAUAAUUUAUUAUGAAGACCUUGCCCAUGGUGAUGUGUACAUGCAUUUUUCUUUCUUUUGCUGCUGUGUUAGUUGAUAAUAAGUUUUUCACUGUGUGGUAUUUAUUGUUCUAAAUCACAACAGAAAUCUUAUAUUAAAGAAUACAUUAAUUCAUGA